AUGCAGACGACUCAAAAUCCAAGUUCUAAUGAUUUCUCUCUCAAGGAGACGUCUCCGAUUCUGGCCGGAGGAAGAACCACCGGCGGUGCAACCGCCUUCGACCUCGUGGAGCAGAUGGAUUAUCUUUACGUUAGGGUUGUCAAGGCAAAAGAAUUGCCGAAUAAGAAUGUCAAUGAUAAUCCUUACGUCGAAGUCAAGCUUGGGAACUUCCGAGCCGUAACGAGGCAUUCAUCGGAGAAGAAUCAUCCGGAGUGGAAUCAGGUUUUCGCAUUCACCAAGGAUCGAAUCCAGACGAUUUUUCUCGAGAUUUUCGUCAAGCAUAAAGGUUUGAAGAACGAUGAUGAGUUUAAUGGGAAAGUUGUGUUUGAACUCUAUGAAAUUCCGAAGAGAGUUCCUCCAGAUAGUCCUCUGGCUCCGCAAUGGUAUACACUCGAGAAUCAAAACGGACAUAAGGCGAAAGGUGAGUUGAUGUUGGCUGUCUGGUUAGGUACGCAAGCAGAUGAAGCUUUCUCCGACGCUUGGCUCUCCGACGCAGCCGCAGUCACCGGCGAUAACAUGGCAAGCACGAGAUCUAAGGUUUAUCUCUCACCAAAACUUUGGUAUCUUAGAGUAAAUAUCAUUGAGGCUCAAGAUUUACAACCUAGUGAUAAAUCACGGCCACCGGAGAUGUCCGUUAAGGUUGUCGUCGGUAACGUGUCUAUGAAAACGAGUAGUUCUCAGUGUAAGAGUGUGAAUCCAAUGUGGAAUGAGGACUUGAUGUUUGUUGUUGCGGAACCGUUCGACGAGUUCUUCAGUUUCGUCGUGGAGGAUAAAGUUGCUAUCGGAAAAGGUAGGGUUUCAUUACAGAGCGUGGAGAAGAGAUGGCAGAAUAGUAACGUGAUUAGCAGAUGGUACAAUCUUGAGAAACUAAUCGGACCAGAGCAGAAACAGGAGAUGAAGAUUGUUGGUAGGGUUCAUAUGAGAAUCAGUUUGGAUGGAGGUUAUCAUGUUCUAGACGAGUUAACUCAGUACGCAAGCGAUCUAAGAGCGACGGCUAGGAAUUUGAAUUUGAAUAAACCGAGCAUCGGUGUCCUUGAAUUAGGUAUCUUAAACGCUUCAGGUCUAGCGGCGAUGAAGAUCAGGAAUGACGGAUGCGGAACCACCGAUGCUUACUGCGUUGCGAAAUACGGUCAGAAAUGGAUUCGGACGAGGACGAUCGUCGAUUGCUGUAAUCCGAAAUGGAAUGAACAAUAUAGAUGGGAAGUUUUCGAUCCGUGUACUGUAAUCACCAUUGGCGUUUUCGAUAACUGCCAUUUGCACGGUGGUGGUGGUGAUAAGGAUGUGAGGAUUGGGAAGGUUAGAAUUAGGUUAUCGAUGCUGGAAACGAAUCGAGUUUACACACAUUCGUAUCCGCUGAUCGUAAUUCAACCUACGGGUGCAAAGAAGAUGGGAGAGAUUCAAUUAGCGAUUCGAUUCAGUUAUUCAUCUUUAGCAAACAUGCUUCAAAUGUAUUGGCAACCGCUUCUUCCAACAAUGCAUUAUCUUCAUCCGUUAUCGAUUUAUCAACAGAACACAUUACGGCACCAAGCGACUCAAAUCACGGCGAUGAGACUGAGCAGGGCGGAGCCACCGUUGAGGAAGGAGGCGGUGGAAUUCAUGCUUGACGUCGAUUCGCAUCUAUACAGUAUGAGGAAAUGCAAAUCUAACAUGUGUAGAAUCGAAGAAGCUGUAUCGGGAAUAGCUGCGUUCAUCGAAACGAUGAAAGGAAUCUGUAGUUGGAAAAAGCCAGUCAGAUCUGUUCUAGCUCAUGUGAUUUGUUUGGUGUUGAUUUUACAACCUAGGUUGAUAUUGACGUCGAUUAUGUUCUCGAUUCUUAUGAUUGGGGUUUGGAAUUACAGGACGAGACCUAGAUCUCCUCCGUAUAUGGACGCGCGGCUAUCGAAUGCGGAUGUGAUGAACGAAGAUGAAUUGGAUGAGGAGUUUGAUACGUUUCCUUCUUCAAGGACGGCGGAUGUGGUGAAAAUGAGAUAUGAUCGGAUGAGAUAUAUAGCGACUAGGUUUCAAACUGUUACUGGAGAUUUGGCUACGAUGGGAGAGAGGUUUCAUUCGAUAAUGAGCUGGAGAGAUCCUAGGGCUACGGCAUUGAUCUUGAUCUUCUGUUUUGUGGCUGGUAUUGUGUUUAUGUUGAUUCCGAUGCCGGUGCUGUUUAUCAUUUCUGUCUUUUAUCUUCUCAGGCAUCCUAGGUUUCGACAUCCGUUGCCAUCUUUGCCGAUCAAUUUCUUCAAGCGGCUGCCGGCGAAGACAGACUGUUUGUUAUAA
Messenger RNA from Impatiens glandulifera, 2298 nucleotides. Its product is annotated as FT-interacting protein 4-like. The record is from RefSeq and is a predicted model, not a curated record. The transcript has a single exon. NCBI's taxonomy places the organism in Eukaryota, Viridiplantae, Streptophyta, Magnoliopsida, Ericales, Balsaminaceae. Bases 1 to 2298 code for a protein of 765 amino acids.